Messenger RNA from Hibiscus syriacus, 669 nucleotides. RefSeq names its product probable serine/threonine-protein kinase PBL17. Gene Ontology annotation, molecular function: protein kinase activity; ATP binding. Bases 1 to 669 code for a protein of 222 amino acids. Gene Ontology annotation, biological process: protein phosphorylation. Lineage: Eukaryota; Viridiplantae; Streptophyta; Magnoliopsida; Malvales; Malvaceae. The record is from RefSeq and is a predicted model, not a curated record. The transcript is spliced from 4 exons.
AUGGCGCAUCGCCACGCUUUGCUUGCCGUUAAUGGCGACAGCGCCUCUGAAAAAGCAAAAAACCCAAAGGAAAAAAGGAACACACCGGUGGGAAAACGCCGUGCCAACAACGUAAACAUGGCAAAUCUCUCAAGAGGAGUCCAGCUUGUAGAACAUUUCUUUAAUCAACAAUUUCAAACUGAGGACUUAAUAGUUAAUACCACUGCAUGUCCAACAGAAAGAAACCCAGAAACGCAGAGAUCAAAUGAAACCAAAACUCAAACCGUCUUUCCUUUGACAUCCGUCAAGGAUCUCAAAGAUCUACGGCAGAAUCCUAGUUACAGCAAUGUCAGCGUAUUCACAUAUGAGGAGACAAAGUUGGCUACGAAGGAAUUCCGGCCAGACCAUAUAGUCGGCGAAGGGGGGUUUGGGGUCGUUUAUAAAGGAGUCAUAGACGAGAAUGUGAGGACCGGUUUCCCAUCUACAGCAGUCUCCGUUAAAGAGCUUAAUCCUGAUGGCUUCCAAGGGGAUAAAGAAUGGCUGGCUGAAGUGAUCUACUUAGGGCAGCUCAGGCAUCCAAAUCUUGUGAAGCUCAUCGGCUAUUGUUGUGAAGAUGACCAUCGGUUGCUUGUUUAUGAAUACAUGGCAAGUGGGAUCGUCGAAAGACAUCUCUUCCGCAGUAAGUUGUAG